Messenger RNA from Ectocarpus sp. CCAP 1310/34, 330 nucleotides. NCBI's taxonomy places the organism in Eukaryota, Phaeophyceae, Ectocarpales, Ectocarpaceae. The record is from the annotation of a GenBank genome assembly.
AUGCCAUCGCAAGAGCCGUUGCACUUGCACGUCAUCAGCAUGGACCUCGACGGGACGGGCCUGAAGCGCAAGACACACUGGAACAGCUUCACGACAGAUUUGUUUCUGGAGACGUCCUGGGUAGAGAGGCGGCUGGAGGAGCGGGGAAGCAUCGGUCUGGACAUGGAACUCGAGCAUGUGAAGUUGAGGUGCUUCCGCUGCCCGGGCGAGCCGGAAUUUCGAGACUUGGAAUCCCUUAAAGCACACAACCGUGCGUGCACCGCGCCGGUCCCGGCAGCAGGCCGCCAUGACCCCGCGGCCCUCGACGUACGUAGAGGUUCUUCGACGUGA